This is a messenger RNA of Westerdykella ornata, 1626 nucleotides long. RefSeq lists its product as uncharacterized. Bases 387 to 1331 code for a protein of 314 amino acids. NCBI's taxonomy places the organism in Eukaryota, Fungi, Ascomycota, Dothideomycetes, Pleosporales, Sporormiaceae. The record is from RefSeq and is a predicted model, not a curated record. The transcript is spliced from 2 exons.
GCUUCGGCGGGACCCUUGCCGCGUACAGCCGGAAAAGUAUACAGUGCCAAGUACGAGUUCUACUGUGGUAGAGCUGUUACCUACCUAGUUCCCCUACCUUCUGGUAUUUUCGUGCGCUUGCCAGAUUCUUUGAGCUCCGUGGACUGCGCAGGCCAGGACCAGCUCGCAUCAGCCAACCGAAACUGAGCGGUUCAAGUCUGCAGCAUUGAAGCCGCUUCGUCAGGAAUGAUCGUAGCCCUAUCCAAGCAAUAGCGGUUCAGGUGGACUUCGCAUCAAAUUAUGCCGCGCUUUGAGGAGGGUCAACAAGGGCCAAAGAGUGUUGCGACAACACAGGACACAUGCUAACAUGAGAACCCAUCUUUUUGUGUCCAAUAUCGCCUUCUUGAAUGCAAAGAAGGCGAUACUGGACAAUAGGAAAGCUGUGGUUUUCGCGGAUGUUGCAAAACGGUCAAUCACCACAAGCGUCCCAUGCUGCUCCCCGGCCCAAUGGGAUGCAAACUGGGCGCCACAUCUGCAUGCAUGAACCUCUGUUCAAACAGGGCAGCGCUUGCGCUAAUAUCGCAGCCCGUGUCUCCUGCAUCUGCAUCAAGCCGUCCGAACCGCCAUCUGUGUUGGUUAUGUGGAACCCGGAUGCGAAUUUCAAUGCCUACUAUGAUAAAGACGCUCUUGGCGUGGAGUACAUCAAAAGACUCGGAACAAGAAACUUGGAACAGGAGGGCUAUGAACCUUGGAAGCUAUUUCCACCUCAGCAUGGGCGGCAAUCCAGCGGGACGCACGGUCGAAGGACCGGGCCGGACUUCAGCAGAACAUUGAUCAGGUCGGGAAGCGGCACAGAUGCUUUCAGCUAUGCCAUAAGCGACAGUUGGCGCCCACCAUCAGCACGUCACACGGUUCGCUUCCCACCGUCAAUAGAACAAGCGAAGCCUUGCAGGUCAAGGACUUCAACACCGAUGUGGGCGUACGCCGCCCAUGGCAGCAUGUCACAGUAUGGAGGCAGGCUGCACCAUACCACCAUGGCCUUCGAGAUGCCCUUGCCAGCGUCUGGCUAUGUCCGCUUUGUCUUACUCGACUUUUAUAUUUCCUCCAAGACGGGAUACUGCUAUCGCAACCGAGUUCCUCGAAGAUGUCGUGCACCUGAGGCGAUACUUGUUAGCCAGCGAGCAUUUCCAUAUCUGACCUCCGUCGCCGCCAUUCGGUUCAUGAGCCCUGCAUGCAUGAUACAACAGCGCAAUGGGCAACGCCUACGGGUCUUACCGACAUGCCAACGCAGGUUGCCGUUCGAAUCCUCGUCCAGUGUACCCUCGGCUACAGUGAGAGUUCUGGAACAGUAGGGCGUGUAUUCAGGCGGUAUCUGCGGUAUUACAAAGAGUGUAGCUCAAUCGCGCUGUCAAUUGCGAGAGCUCUCUGACAUAUCAAAAGGACAUUCCGCCGCAUCACUGUCGUCAAUGAAACAAAGACAACUGUAGAUCUACAUUUGCGACACUAUACAUAGCAUAUCUUACCCAGAUGCUAGCCGGAUCCCAUCCAUCCUUUAGGAACUUUUGGACAUUUACCUUGGUCCCUCAGCCUAGUUUUAUUGCAACCAGAUAUUGGCUGUUGUGAAGGGUUACUCCAAUACGAAACCUU